Molecule: messenger RNA, 1616 nt
Organism: Scheffersomyces amazonensis
Lineage: Eukaryota; Fungi; Ascomycota; Pichiomycetes; Serinales; Debaryomycetaceae
Exons: 1
Coding region: 155-1537 (460 amino acids)
Source: RefSeq, a predicted model, not a curated record
UCCUUACUAUGUAACUCACACUAGUUAACUAUUAGUAUCCGAGAGCCCGAAGCCGUACCGGAAAAACAAUCUAGCAACACUUCGAUGCACUACAAAAUACCUACAUCAAACCUCAUAGACUACACACAUAUUCGCAAACAAAUACAUAUAUACAAUGUCAGUGAGACGGAAUUGGGUAACAGUGAUCUUAGUGAGUAUCUUACUCAAUUGUUUGACUUAUGUUAGAGCUGAUAUGGAUAUGGAUGAUGGAGAACGAGUCGAGUUUCAUCCCAUCAAUGCCGGAUCAAAGACAUUCCAUUGGUUAUUAUCAUUAUUCUUAUUAUUAAUAUUACCUUCAGUAUCUUCAACAUUGGCUAUUGCCAAUAGAUUAAGUUGGUCAUUAUUUUUCACAAUCAUUUCAACUAGUUUCUCAAUAUUUGAAUCAUUAUUCCUUAAUUUCCCUGAUAAUGUUGAUAAUCAUGAAAAUAUAACUUCAAAGAAUUCAGGUAGAUUAUUAUCUCUUUUAUUAUGUGGAACAUUAUUUUUAGGAACUAUUAUUAAUGGAUCCAAUUUAUUUAUUAAUAAAUACUAUCCUAAUAUUAAAAUUAAUGAAUAUGGUUGGGGUUAUAGAAUAUAUAAGAUUUUAACUUUCAUAAUAGUAAUUGUUGGUUGGGUACGUGUUUGUAUGGCACCUAUUGCAUUAUUUGGUUUUUGUUAUGGUCGUCAUACUGGUCAAUGUAUUGCUCAUGGGAUAAUGGGUUCUGCAUUUAUCUUAUAUUCAUUCUUAUUAUCAUUGGUAUUGAUUAUUCCCUGGAUUAGAAAACAUCAAUUAUACAAUUCUGAUGUGACUAAAUUCAAAUCACAAGAAUUCUGGGAUUCAAUUGUUAUGUGUGCAUGGGGUAUUGUUAAUACUUUUACUGAACAUAGAUGGGGUAGAGAAGCUUGGUCAAUGGGUGAUUAUCAACAUACAUCAAUGGGGAUUAUUUGGUGGGCUGGAGGGUUAUUAGGAAUAUUUUUAUCUAGGAGGAAUAAAAGAUCAUUUAUACCGUCAAUAUUAUUGGUAUUUACAGGAUAUUCUAUGUCCCAACAUGCUCAACACCUUGAAAUAAGUACUAAAGUACAUUCUGUAUUUGGAAUGGCACUUAUGGGAGCUGGAGUGUUUAGAAUUAUUGAAAUUCUGUUUGUAUUGAAAGAUAAGGCAUGUGCUGCAGACGGGAAGAUCUUAUCUUUCCAAUACUUCCCCCCUUUCUGUCUUACUUUGUCUGGUAUAUUAUUCAUGUCUGCCACUGAAGAGCAAUUAAUCUUGGUUCAUGAUUUAGGAGCUGAUCACUCGGCAUAUAUUCUUGUUGUAUCAUCUGCCGCUUUCUUGAUUUACUUAUGGAUGAUUUCAUUACUUACCUUAUAUCUUAGAUUAGUAGGCUAUGAUGAAGAUGGAGAAUUGGGGUUAACCCAUGCUGAUUCAGAAUAUUCUCAAGUACGUAAUGCUGAAGACUUUGAAUUGGGUGAUUUGAGUGACGAUGAUGUGAAUACUCCCAGUGAGGAUCUUCAUCAUGAAUGAUACUAUAUAAAUAUAUAAGAAUAAUUAUUAUGGUGGUAUAUAUUAAUAGAUUAAAUUACUAAUAAAUUCUCUCCAAGCG